Messenger RNA from Saprolegnia parasitica CBS 223.65, 522 nucleotides. RefSeq lists its product as hypothetical. Bases 1 to 522 code for a protein of 173 amino acids. Lineage: Eukaryota; Oomycota; Saprolegniomycetes; Saprolegniales; Saprolegniaceae. The transcript has 2 exons. The record is from RefSeq and is a predicted model, not a curated record.
AUGCGUCAGCGGCUGACGGCAAUGUACGGCACCGCCUUCGUGCAGCUCGGUCAAGGCUCGAUCAACACGCAGUGCCAUACAGCUCUCGAGGCGCUCAAUGCAGACCACUGUUCCGUCGCCGGCUUCCUGUUGACCCUCUGGCUAGCCCGCCCGCAUACCACGAACCAUUUCUUCGUCAACUCGCGCACCAAGCCGCAUCUUCUGUGGGCCAUGAUGGAUGACUCGUGCGUCUCCAACUGGGCGCCGCUGCUCGUCCAGGUCCAUGCGAUGCCGACGGGUGCGGUCAGUGGCGAGCGCAACCACAUGACGACCAAGCGGGUCGCCUCGGCGAAGCGCUCCUGCAUCGGUUUCUGCAGUGCCAAGCGUCAAGUCGCCAUCAGCUUCAAUGGCAAGCAGCUCGCACGCGUCCAGAGCGCAAACGACAUGGAGGACUUUCCGCUCGUGGAGGACGUCGUCGCAGCCGUCGAUGAGUUCCUCAUAGAAGUGCAUUGGGCCACAGAGGAUUUUCAGAGUGCCACGUAA